CAGUGAUAGCUAAACAUCAGUGUGUUUGAAGCACUUUCUUUGGUCAUAAAACACAGCACCCUGCUAGCUACUAGGAAGAAAAUUAACUCGCUCCCAGCUAAAAAAGUACAGUGUCAAAGAAAAAAAUUGAAAUAGCAGUCUUUUAAAUGUCAUGCAGUUUUUUUUUUUGCCCAAUCUGUUUGAUUUUUCAAAGGACACAAAGUUUAAAAGUUUACAAUAGGAAGAGUUUGGUUUAGGGAUGUACAGCAGAUUAUAAUGGAGAAAUUUCUGAGUGUAUACAGGGAAGUGUGGGGUUUGUCAGUUCAAAUGGCAGAAAAAAAGCACAACAACUGUAUAUUGACAGUUAUAUGACAACACUGUAUAUUGUUCUGGCUUACUGUCUUUGUAUAUAGAAUAGAAUUAGACAUUUAAUUUUUUUAUAUUAGUAUUUUAUAAGUGGAAAAAUACUGCCUUCAGUUUAAUCCUUCAAACAAUAUGCUUUGACUUUGGAUCUUAUAAAAGAGGAAGGACACCUGGUGUGUCAAAGAACCUUUCUGAAAAAAGUAAGCUAUCAAAAGAUCAGCAGCAGGUAAAGAUGGUAAAUUAUUGUUCAUAUUUGUUAGUUAUUAACACUGUGUUAAUACCAUAGUGAUCCAUGGUUUUGCCUUUGACAAAAAUCAUAAACUAAAGGAUAGAGAAUAAUAUUUUUCAAAAAUGGUAAGUGUUGUAUGGCUGUUUUUCUAGUGGGGGGUUUUUAGUUAGACCCUAGAUAAACAAGGAUUAGGUUGUUUAUUGUUCUUAUACUGCUGAAGCUAAUACUUCAUAUUAGCAACUCAAACUUUGCAGUCAUCUCUUGUCACUUGCCCUCUAUCCUUACCCUAGAUUGGUAGAUAAAGUAAGAAGAUGUGAGUUAUGAAAAACUUAAAACAAUGUAGACAUUGUCAAGAUACUGAAAUGAGCAGCAUAAUUAGUUGUCAGCCAUCUCCAUGUGAACAAAACAAUUUACAAAGGAAGGCCACAAUGCAUAGAGGAUAUGAGGGAGAUUAAUUAUUACUCAGGAAUGACUCUUGAACUAAAUUAGCAAUUGGUACCAGCUUUUAGUAAGGACAGUGCGAGUUGUGGAUAGUUUUAGAAAGAUGUUGAAAAAGAAGGUCUGAAAAUAGAAGUUGGACAGCAAAAGUAAAAACAACAUCCAUUUUGAAGGUGAUACAAAAAAAGUAAUUUCAAAAUUCUAAAAAGACAAGCUAUUGGAAGAACCCGUAAUGGGAGAUUAAUAAACGUGUUUGUGAACAUAGUGGUACAGUGUGGCUAAAGCAUGGGUGAUUCCUUGGUUUAGGAUGGGGAAAAAAGAUGAUUUAAAUAUGUGAAAGUUUUUAAGUGUAGUCUUGAUCCCAUACAAGGUUUUAGAGAAAAUUUUAGCAGGACUGUGACCAAUGAAAUAAGGGGAAACAUGAUUAAUUUGAGCAGCUCAAUCUAGUGAAAGAUGUCUCACCUACAGCAAGGGGAUUGGGACUAGAUAUUUUGAAGUCCUGUCCAACCCAAGCCAUUCCAUGAUUCUAACCGUGACAAGAGCUCUUUAUUAUGACCUUGCUGCAGAAGAAAACAUUGUGUAACUGCACUUGUCUGACUGACUGGGCAGAUAUAUCAGUUGUAGGCUGAUGACAAGCACAGAUGUAUCUGUGCAAUAUGUUGCAUCCCCAAAAAAUGAAAUCCUAGCACACAUUAAGAAAGAAAAUUCCCAACAAUGAUGAGGGCUUGUUCACUUGGAUAAGGUACAGACAUUUCUAGUCUCCUGUACUAGAGAGUAAUGGAAACUGGGCCAACUUCAGAGAAACAAUUGGUGAAGGAAGACUGUUUCUUAUGACAUGAUUUUACCAUGGCUUCAUUCAAAUAUUUUGUUGAAUGAAAAGGUAAUGAACGUGAAGAUGAGGAGGUGAUACUACUGCAGUCUGUCAGGGUGGUGAGGAGGACGAAAGUCUGUUUACAGUUAAGUGGAAUGCUGCAAAGUAGCCAUUGAUACCAUUAGCUAAAUUUAGUAUUAAAGUAAAUCUGCAUCAUUUGUGGCAUGCUUACUUGCAUAUUAAUUGGAAUUUAAGAAAUGCAAAAUCAAAAUUAAUUGUUACUAUAAAAGAAGAGCAUUUAAAUAUGCUGAAGGCAUACUUUUAAAGUUAAAAUUUACCAUUUUACCCUUUCUAUAGUGAGGAAAUAGAAAUGUGGUGUUCUUAAUUACACUGACUUAAUGUAUUUUAUGACUACAUAUUUGUGCUGUUUAUUUCAGGAGAGCAAAAUUAAUGAGUUGUGUUGCGGAAACCAUGAAUUUUACUCUUCAAAUAACUACAUAUUUCUUUAAGAUACAGUGUUCUGAUGUGUCUUUGAGCUCUUGACUUUGCUCUUUUUCUUAGCUUCUAGAAGUCGCUGUUGUUUCAGCACUCUCUCACAGUUCCUAAUCAGAAUUUGUAUCUACAUGUUCUGACUAGGCCUUAUAGCAUGUCAUGAAAAAAAUGUUUCUCCAAGAAAUGCAGAUAUAAAUAUAGUGUAUUUUUCGACCUCAUUUUAAGUAUGUGUGUGAACUGGGUUUAUAUCAACAUGCAAGAUUAAUUUUCAGAAGAAAACUUAAGUAGCCUUAAAAAAAUCCAUGAAAAAUGUUUGGUUUUCUUCAGCAACUCUGUACUCACUUGUAAUUAAGUUCUUGCAACACAACUGUGUGCUUUGCUCAAGAGAAGGAAAACUUGUUUUUCUGGUAGGUGUGGCUGCUGUUACUGACAUUAAAAGAGCAACAGCUAUGUGAAAUAAAAUGUGCCAGAAAGUAUCUGAGUGUUCACUCUUCAAAAUGCAGUUGAAAAGAUAUAUUUUUUUUCUUGUUAGUUAUUUAUUGCUAGAAAAAGCAGAAGAAAGAACAGAUAAGGCAGCAUAAAUUACAAGGACAAAGAAAUUUGCAUGGACAUUUAGAUACGUUCAAAAUGUUGUGUGCUGGGAAAAAAUCCUACUUUGCUGCUGCUGUGUGCAUUAUGACUGUAACUUCAAUGCUUGCAGUUUCUUAUCUGAAGUUACAGAGACUUUCUCAUCAGCCAAAAGUAAUUCAAGAAGGUAGAAGAUGUAGAGGGAAAAUUGCCAUUAGCACAAUAACAGCAUUAGAAGGUAACAAAACUUUUAUUAUAUCCCCAUACUUUGAUGACAGAGAAAGCAAAGUCACUCGUCUGAUUGGGAUUGUUCAUCAUGAGGAUGUAAAACAACUCUACUGCUGGUUCUGCUGUCAGGCCAAUGGAAAGAUAUAUGUAUCAAAAGCAAAAAUUGAUGUUCAUUCAGAUAGAUUUGGAUUUCCUUAUGGUGCAGCAGAUAUAGUUUGUUUGGAACCUAAGAAUUGUGAUCCAACACAUGUAUCAAUUCAUCAGUCUCCACAUGGAAAUAUUGACCAGCUGCCGAGGUUUGAAAUUAAAAAUCGCAAGCCUGAGACCUUUUCUGUUGACUUCACCGUAUGCAUUUCUGCCAUGUUUGGAAACUACAACAAUGUCUUGCAGUUUAUACAGAGUAUGGAAAUGUAUAAGAUUCUUGGAGUACAGAAAGUGGUGAUCUAUAAGAACAACUGCAGCCAUCUGAUGGAGAAAGUCUUGAAGUUUUAUAUAGAAGAAGGAACUGUUGAGGUAAUUCCCUGGCCAAUAAACUCACACCUUAGGGUUUCUUCUAAAUGGCGCUUCAUGCAAGACGGGACACACAUUGGCUACUAUGGACAAAUCACUGCUCUAAAUGACUGUAUAUACCGUAACAUGGAAAGGAGCAAGUUUGUGGUCCUUAAUGAUGCUGAUGAAAUAAUUCUUCCCCUUAAACACCCAGACUGGAAAACAAUGAUGAACAGUCUUCGGGAGCAAAACCCAGGGACCAGUGUUUUCCUCUUUGAGAACCAUAUCUUCCCAGAAACUGUAUCUUCUCGCACGUUCAACAUUUCAUCUUGGAAUACUGUGCCAGGUGUUAACAUAUUACAGCAUGUAUACAGAGAGCCUGACAGGAAAGAUGUAAUUAAUCCCAGGAAAAUGAUAGUUGAUCCACGAAAGGUGAUUCAGACUUCAGUCCAUUCUGUCCUACGUGCUUAUGGGAAGAGUGUGUAUGUUCCCAUGGAUGUUGCCCUCAUUUAUCACUGUCGGAAGGCCCUUCAAGGAAACCUUCCCAGAGAAUCUCUCAUCAGGGAUACAACACUGUGGAAAUAUAACUCAUCAUUAAUCAUGAAUGUUAACAAGGUUCUAUCUCAAACCAUGCUGCAAACCAAAAAUUGAAACCUUGGUUAAAAGAAGUGAAAGUGGAGGGCUACCUGUAUUGUGGGAAGACAGAGGAUAUAAUUUAAAAAUCACAUUACAUUGAUUUCCACAUGGACUCUACAUUUUUUUGUAAUCAUUUAGGGAAUAUAUAGCAAAGCCAUGAAUCAUUUAAUGAUAGCAAGGGUCAAUGCAGAUUGCAGUAUCUCUUCUGGGAAAUGUACAGUUUGUUUUCAGUUAAUAAUAAAAAUCAGUAUUUGUCAACUGAUUCAAAUAAUGCAAAACAGUUUCCAACCUAUGUACAAGAAGUACAAAUACAAUCAUUAGUAUUAAAGGUAGAAUUGCUUAA
This is a messenger RNA of Serinus canaria (Common canary), 4575 nucleotides long. RefSeq lists its product as uncharacterized. The record is from RefSeq and is a predicted model, not a curated record. The transcript is spliced from 3 exons. Lineage: Eukaryota; Metazoa; Chordata; Aves; Passeriformes; Fringillidae. Bases 2940 to 4247 code for a protein of 435 amino acids.